AUGCCCCGUGGCCAGAUCAUGACGGGGCAGGACUGGGAGCCUCAGGUGUUUAAUUUCCAAAACAAGAAUAACGCCAAUAAAAAGCCUGGCCGUGUGAGCGAAUCCGAGGCCAACCGCGUCCUGCAGCGCGGAGGAAAUGUGGAUGUUAUCAAGAAGGAAUACUUCCACGCAAAUGCCCAGAAGACGGAUCUUGGCGCCAACGCAAAGAGGUUGGACGAGGACAGCGAUACGUUGAGGGUUAAGCGCGUUGAUAAUGCUUUGCGCAUCAAUAUUCAGCGGGCACGCCAGGCAAAGGGAUGGACGCAGCAGGACCUGGCGAGAAACAUUGCGGAGCGAGCCGGAGUUGUGACGGAGUACGAGAACGGGAAGGCGGUACCGGAGGAGCGGGUGCUGGUAAAGAUGGAGAAGACAUUGGGCGUUCAUCUGCGUGGGGUGAUGGCUGGGAAGCCAUUCGGAGGCGGCACCCACCAGCAACCACCGCAGAAGAAAAAGGCUGUGUGA
This is a messenger RNA of Trypanosoma rangeli, 501 nucleotides long. RefSeq names its product transcription factor. The record is from RefSeq and is a predicted model, not a curated record. Gene Ontology annotation, cellular component: nucleus. Gene Ontology annotation, molecular function: DNA binding. Lineage: Eukaryota; Euglenozoa; Kinetoplastea; Trypanosomatida; Trypanosomatidae. The transcript has a single exon. The coding region runs from base 1 to 501 and encodes 166 amino acids.